GUUCCUAAAACACACUUUCCAAAAACAUUGAAGCAGAGUCAAUAAAAUGGUUUCAAUAUUGAAUAACAUAGGGAUGAUGGUCACCUUCAACAGACCAUCAUUUACUUGUUUUUUCACACUCCGUCACUCUACAUCUGCUUCUGCCAUGAACAUUAUUACUCCUAUUUCCACCACAAGGCGUUCAGGGAAUUACGAGCCUACCAUAUGGGAUUUUCAAUUUAUUCACUCCCUGCACAAUCCUUAUGCGGGAGACAAGUAUAUGAAGCGUUUUAACAAACUAAAGAAGGAAGUAAAUAAAAAUUUGAUGAUGAUGAUGGUUGAAGGAUCACAAGAGUUAGAGAAGUUGGAGUUGAUUGAUAAUUUAGAGAGGCUUGGAGUGAGCUACCACUUUAAAGAUGAAAUUAUGCAAAUUUUGAGGAGCAUUAAUUACCAAAAUAUAACCCCAAGAGAUUCAUUAUAUACCACAGCUUUGAAAUUUAGACUAUUGAGACAACAUGGUUUUCAUAUCUCCCAAGAUAUAUUGAACGAUUUCAAAGACGAGAAUGGAAAUUUGAAGCAGAGUAUUUGUAAAGACACAAAAGGUUUGUUAGAAUUAUAUGAAGCAUCAUUUCUCUCUACAGAAACUGAAAUCACUCUGAAAAAUGCCACAAGAUUCACAGUGGCACAUCUAAAGAAUUAUGUUGACAAUCAUUCAUGUGGAAAUCAAGACGAUAAUAUAAUAGUGGAAUUAGUGGUCCAUGCUUUGGAACUUCCAAGACAUUGGAUGAUGCCAAGAUUAGAGACAGAGUGGUAUAUUAAAAUUUAUGGGAGAAUACCAAAUGCUAAUCCUCUUCUGCUCGAGCUUGCUAAAUUGGACUUCAACAUAGUUCAAGCAGCACACCAACAAGAUUUGAAAAUUCUGUCAAGGUGGUGGAAGAGCACAAGUUUGGCAGAGAAGUUGUCAUUUUCAAGAGAUAGACUGGUGGAAGACUUUUUCUGGUCAGUGGGAUUAGUAUUUGAGCCUCAACACAGCUUCUGUCGAAGAAUGGUGGCGAAAAACGUUGCUUUUAUAGUCGUCAUAGAUGACAUUUAUGAUGUUUAUGGCACUCUUGAUGAGUUGGAAAUCUUCACUCAUGCUGUUCAAAGAUGGGAUGUAAAAGCAAUGGAGCAGCUUCCGGACUAUAUGAAAAUAUGUUACCUUUCACUCUUCAACACUACCAAUGAAAUGGCCUAUCAUAUUCUCAAACAACAAGGGAUCAAUGUCCUGCCCUACCUCACAAAACAAUGGGCAGAUUUAUGCAAAGAAUACUUACAAGAAGCAAGAUGGUACCACAAUGGAUAUAAGCCAACACUAGAAGAGUACAUGAAUAAUGCAUUGAUUUCAAUUGCAACUCCUUUGGUAUUACUCCAUGCAUUCAUCUCUCUCAUCAAUCCAACUACCAAAGAGGCAUUGGAAUCCUUAAACAAAUAUCCAGAUAUAAUUCGUCGAUGUGCUAUAAUUAAUCGUUUCGUCGAUGAUUUGGCGACAUCAUCGGAUGAAUUGAAAAGAGGUGAUGUUCCCAAGUCGAUACAAUGUUGCAUGAAUGACAAGGGUAUUUCGGAAGAAGAGGCAAGAAAACACAUCAAUUUAUUGAUAAAGGAGAUGUGGGAAGUGAUGAACAAAGACCAAAUUAGUAAAGAAAUGCUAUUUUCUGAAGAAUUCAUUAGGAUUGUGUUAAAUUUUUCAAGAACAUCACACUGCAUGUACCAGCAUGGAGAUGGGCAUGGAAUUCAAAAUUCUCACAUUAAAAAUUAUAUUUCCAAAUUACUCUUUGAGCCUCUCAUUAUGUAAUCAAUUUCAUAGUGUCUUAACUAUUCAAUACCUAAAAAAGCAUAAAGCUCUGUUUUUCA
Messenger RNA from Solanum tuberosum (potato), 1869 nucleotides. RefSeq names its product (-)-camphene/tricyclene synthase, chloroplastic-like. Bases 47 to 1810 code for a protein of 587 amino acids. Gene Ontology annotation, biological process: diterpenoid biosynthetic process. Gene Ontology annotation, molecular function: terpene synthase activity; magnesium ion binding. NCBI's taxonomy places the organism in Eukaryota, Viridiplantae, Streptophyta, Magnoliopsida, Solanales, Solanaceae. The transcript has 7 exons. The record is from RefSeq and is a predicted model, not a curated record.